AUGAUUAGCAUUUUACUCUUGAUUAUUGUGAAUGUGAAAUCUUAACCCCAAACAUUUUGCUCUGAAGGCUGUUAGAUCUUCAAGGAUGCUACUGAGUGUGAUUCACUUAAACCCUUAUGUUCUUGGAAAUAGGAAACCAGCAUUUGUAUUAAAGGAUAUAUUAAACCACAGCUAAAUAUCUAUCCGUCUUAAAUCACUUAAUUCUGCUCAUAGAAUAAGGAUAAAUGUUCAACAACAUAUGGCUGUUCAUAUUAUAAUAAUGUGUGCACCAGAUUUUUAGGGUGUGAUGCUUAUCAGUCAUAUUCUGAGGAAGAUUGUGUGAAUAUAUCUUAUCUUUGUGUUUGGGAUAAUAACAAAUAAGGAUGUGUUCGCAGUCCUGACUACAACUCUAAAGGAGAAUUAAUUAAGGAAAGAAUCUGUAGUAAGGCUGGACUGGCUUGGUAAAGUAAAGAAGGAUGUCCUAAGUAUUCAAGUCAAUGCAUUUUCAAUGAAAUAUUUUGCUCAGAAUCUUUAGUAAGUUGUAAUCAAUAUUAAACAACAAAAGAGAAUUGUCUGAAGUUAAUUGGAGGAGAUGGAUUGUGUAUGUAAUCUGAGAAUGGAACAAAUUGCAUGGCUCAAACAUGUGGAAUGUACAAAGAAGAAAAAUGUACAUCUUAUCGAUCAGAUUGUUUUCUGGAUAGAAAUAAAUAAUGUCAAUAGAAAUAACGAUGUGUAUCCAGCAUUGCCACUAAGAAAUCCUAAUGUUAAAAUAAAAUAGAAUAAGAUUGUUAUUUUGAUGGCAAGAGUUGCACUCUAGUUCCAUUAAAAUACUGUUCUGAAUAUUCGAAUUUUUAAUGCAAAGGCUCAGUGGGAAAGGAUGGCAUUUGCAUAUUAGAAAAUGAUAAAUGCAUAAAAUUAGAUUGUUAAAAUGAUCGAAAUCAAUAAUAAUAUCGUGCGAUGGAAUUAUAUGAAGAUUAUUGUCAAAGUAUUAAUGUGUGUGAACAAAAGAAUGCAGGUUGUUAUCAAAUAGCUUAGGAAGAGUGCAAGAAUAUUAUUAAAAUAUCUAACGAUUGUAAUUGUUACAAAUGUAUCGUAAAUAAAUAGGAAUGUCUGUAUGCUAGUACUCAAUUAGAAUGCUUAUAGAAUUAGUAAUCAAGUUCUACAAUUCCCUGUUAUUGGAAUGAAGAUAAGAAUUAUUGUCAAUUUGCUACUUCAUGUUCACAAUUAUAGAACCAAUCUUCUUGUUUGUAAUUGAAACCAUCUUGUCUAUAUCGGAAUAAUAGUUGUGUGGAUCUAUUAGAAUUGGACUGUCCUUAGAUUUAUAAUAAUAAGAAUGGAGAUUAGAUUUUGCAGAAAUAUUGUUUAUAAAAUCGUGGUUGUGCCAUUUUUAAUAGCAAAUGCAUAACUCUUAAUCUGAAUUGUGACAAUUAUACAAGUGAAGCCACUUGUUUCAAAGAUAUUUUAAAUCAGCCAUGUGUUUGGAACUAUAAAACAAGUAAAUGUCUAAAUUACAGAGAGAGAGAGUAAUUACUCAAAAUAGAAUGCGAAUUAAUGAGUGAAUAUUACAUAUUUCAGGAUGGCACUUGUCAAAUGAAAAAAAGCUGUGUUUUUUUAAAUGAAACAUAAAUAGGUUUAGAGGGGAGUUGUGCUCAAUAUAAAUUAGAUUAAAUUAAAUCUUCUACAACUUCUUGUUCUGAACUUGAUGACAACUUAUGCCUACAAUUCGAUAAUAUUUGUAAGAAAGUGAAGCAAAACAGCACUAAUAAUAGUUGCUAAAAUCUUGAGUGUAUGGACUUGACUUCAACCAGAUGCAAACCUAUUAAAGGAUUCAAAUUGUAGGAUUACAAAUAUUGUAGACUAUUUGGUGAUAUCUGUUUAGAAGUCUUGCCUACAAAUAAAAUAGAUUGUUUGCUGUAUAGUGGAGGAUCUAAAUUCUUUCAUGAGAAUUAUUGUGUAUCUUGUAUUAGAAACGAUGAAUGUAAGGCCAAAUAAGCCUACUCUCCAUUAGUACCCACAAAUGAAAACUUCUAGUCCAAAAUUAUAAUGAUUAUUUUUUAUAUUUUAAUAAUAUAAUGACUGAGGAUGUUAUUGUUAAAAAACUUAAAUUAUCUGAUGGUAUUUAACUUUGAUUACCUCAUUAAUAGCUAAUUUCGUUUUGUAAUAUGGGGAACCAAAGUUUGACACCAAAUAGUUGAUGCAGAGUGAGGCUCAAAGAAUUUUCAAUCAAUAUUCUUAAAUUAUUAAAGAUGAGAAGAGACCCCAAGUCUUUGGAUUCAUAAACCAACAAACUAAUUCAUUCUUAAAACGAAUGGAAGAACAUCGUCAAAUACUAAAGUAAUAAAUAGAGCAGCAACUGAAGAUCAAUCAAAGUAACAUUCUUCUGCAAAAAGCGUUGCUUAGUUAUGAAUUAAAGAAAAUGAAUUGA
This is a messenger RNA of Paramecium octaurelia, 2404 nucleotides long. Lineage: Eukaryota; Ciliophora; Oligohymenophorea; Peniculida; Parameciidae. The record is from the annotation of a GenBank genome assembly.